AUGCUGAAGUUGCAAAGUCCACGAAGCACAGAGUUCCCGAUUGCCGCUGGGGAUCUCGAGGAAAGCGGGAGCGAGUCCACAGACUCGCUGAGAACACAGGGAGUUACUUUCCAGAGCUGUGCCGCAGAACCACUGCGGGAGAUCAGUCUCAAUGAUCCCGACCCUUUUUUUUUGUAUCAAGCGAAUCCUAACCUGCAGCACGAGCCUUAUCCGAAGCGAUUCACGGUGCUGACUUGGAACGCGUGUGCGAUCUCCUUUCCUCUGCACAUUCAUCCCGCGAAGUUUGUCGUGGGCCUGAUACUUGGAUGCUGGUGGCACGAUGGUCAUUGUGAUGUGCCGAUGCGUCUGGAUCAGGACAGCGCCCAGGCCCGGUUCGCACGGCAAGCUGCUUACAUCCAAGACUCGGGAGCUGACUUGGUGUUGCUUCAGGAAGUGCUAAGCACCUUGAUGGUUCAGAGCCUCAUGCGCCACCUUUCCGACUUCGAUCACACUUACCUCACCAGUAGCCCCAAGCCUGCAGCCUGGGUACUCUGGACGGGAUUCGUGGUGCUCGUUUCCCUUGUACAGAGCAUCCUGAUUAAGGUGCCGUUCUAUGCGUUGACAGCGACUGAGGGUGUCUGGCUUUCUUUCUUUGUACGCUGGAUGAUCCUUGCCACAAUCCUUGCUCUCCGAUGGCGGAACUCCGUUCCUGCCCAUUUUUUGCUGGGUGAUGUGGCAGGACAGCUGGUAGUAUUGCGUCGCAAGGAAAGCAAAGCCUUGGCUGGAGCCGAGUUUGGUGCGGAAGGCUUCGAGAUCUACGAUGCAGGCUUUCGAGCAGAACGUCACCACAAUCCUCCGAACAAACCAGAGUCUGCAAUCGAGGCGUCGUCGUGGCUCAACGUAUUCUUCAACGUUCGGCCGCGAGGGGUUCUUCGUGUAAGAGUUCCUUUGAAGCGAGCAGCACGACCUGCAGUUUUGACACUGUUGAACACGCACAUGCCCCACAACUGCGACAAUUCCGACCUCCUGCAGAGUCUUGGAAGGUUCGCAGGAGAUUUGGCCAAGCAAGGCCCUGUCAUUCUUGCGGGCGACUUCAACCCUUUGCCCGACAUUCCGCUCCAGAACCAACUCGAUCCCUUGCUCCAAAACGGCUUACAGGUCGCAGGUGGACUGGACGAUGAAUUCUGCACGUGGGAUUUGAACCAGGCACUGACUCGAGAAAACGCCGGCACUCCGCGCACAAUGCAGCUGGACUUCAUCUUCCAUUUGUGCCCAGCCGCUCGCGUGGCUCGCGUGGGUGCUUCAGAUGUCUGCACAGGUCUGGGAGGUUCGGACGGGGGCCACGGAAGUAUCGAAAACUGCGGUUCUUACGACUUUCUGGAUCUCACGGCCUUGCGCACGACAAUCGCCGACCAGGAGAAAUUUUUUUGUGAGGGCGACCCACUAUCCGAUCACUAUGGACUCAUUAGCGAGUUUCUGAUCGAUUGA
This is a messenger RNA of Symbiodinium sp. CCMP2456, 1467 nucleotides long. NCBI's taxonomy places the organism in Eukaryota, Dinophyceae, Suessiales, Symbiodiniaceae. The record is from the annotation of a GenBank genome assembly.